GCAGGAAUAGAAGUCAAAUUACCAACGGCGGCAUUAAUGGGAAGUCCAGCAACUAAACAUGCCAUGUUUCAAGAGCACGAGGACCAAGUGAAGAAAGUAUUCAGAUCUAUUGAAAAUAUAGCAAACAAACAUAACGUACCACAUAAAUUGGAGCGUUUAAACAAACCGGAAAAACCGGGGGAGGCAAUAAUAAAAGCCGCGGAACAACAAGACGUACACCUGAUAAUCGUAGGAAGCCGAGGUAUGGGUACGAUCAGACGUACAAUCAUGGGCAGCGUUAGUGAUUACAUCAUGCAUCACUCGCACGUGCCAGUUGUCGUCUGCAAGCACGAGGAUGAACACCAUAAACUAAAAUAACAAGUGUGUUGAUUAAAAUACGUACAUGUAUGUUGUGCCAUUUUAAAUAUACAUGUCCAUUUAUUUGAUAAGAUCACUGCUGAUUGUCGUCAAGUUUUAUUUUGAUGUAAACUGUUUUACUUGAAAUGUCCGAUACCGCAACAAAGAAACAUGUUCAGAGUUUUCUCGUCCUAGGUGAAACAAGUGUCUUAGAUUUUAUAUAAGUGUUUACGAAAUAGAAAGUGAAGUUUUCACAAUGGGUUUCCCCGUUGUAAUGAUUACUUUAAUUUUGUUUUAUCUUAAAUAUAUUUCAUUGCAUA
Ruditapes philippinarum (Manila clam) is the source of this 656-nucleotide messenger RNA. RefSeq names its product universal stress protein Slr1101-like. The record is from RefSeq and is a predicted model, not a curated record. The transcript is spliced from 3 exons. Lineage: Eukaryota; Metazoa; Mollusca; Bivalvia; Venerida; Veneridae. Bases 37 to 357 code for a protein of 106 amino acids.